Molecule: messenger RNA, 648 nt
Organism: Lactuca virosa
Lineage: Eukaryota; Viridiplantae; Streptophyta; Magnoliopsida; Asterales; Asteraceae
Source: the annotation of a GenBank genome assembly
AUGAAUGUGUAUAUAGACCAUGAAAAUGAACUUGUACUUGAUUGGGAUGAUAUGGAAGUAGUAGAAGAUGAUGAAGGGCAUUAUUCUGAGCAAGACCCGGAUGAUGAUAAUGAUUCACAACUUUCUGAUGAUAUUCCAUAUGAGCAUGAAGCAGAUGAUUAUAUUCCUUCUCUUGACAAGACUAUUGGUGAUGAAUUCUUACACCGGGUGUCAGGUAUAUGUAAGGAUACACAUGAUGAGGUUGAAACCAACAAUGGGGAUGAAAAACCAGUGUACCCUAUCCAUAAUGAGAACCAGAAAUGGGACAAAAUGGUGCCAGUUCUAGGUACUGUGGAACCAGUUCAAGUGGAUCAAGUACAAGUGGAGGAACCCGUUCAAGUGGAUCAAGUACAAGUGGAGGAACCACUUCAAGCGGAUCAAGUACAAGUGGAACCAGUUCAAGUAGAUCCAGUUCAAGUGGAUGAUCCUGCUCAACUUGUUGAUGAUGUUCAAGUAGAUGAUCCUGCUCCACAUGUUGAUGUUCAAGUGGAUGAUCCUGCUAAACCUGUUACAACUGGGAAGAGGAUACAAAAAUACUCAGAAAUAAUUACUAAGAUAGGGUUGAAGAAAAAAGGAAGCACUGAUCACCACCCAAUGGUGUUGGAAUGA